AUGAUAGUGAUAUUUAAAUUGUUUACUUUAGUUGCACUGAAAUGUUUGAUUUUUGUGAAUGGAGAGAGAAUUAUAGGGGCCAUUUGUGAUGAUGGGAAUUUUUUAAAUCAAGCAACAUUCGAUGUCGCUAUUGAAGCGGCAUCGGAAAAUGAAAAAAAUGCAUUCGUAUCUUCGGUAAUAAAAACUUCACCUGGAGAUAUAAAUGAAGCUGAACGAGCUAUGUGCUCGCUUUUGGAGCAAAAUAUUCUGGGAGUUUUCGGACCACAGACUCGAAAUACUUUAGAGCAUGUGCAAUCGCUGGCCGAUUAUUUUGAAAUUCCACAAAUUAUUACCGAACCAAUAGAAAUUCUAAAUAGAAAUUGGUCUGCUGUGAGCUUGUACCCUCAUCACAACACAUAUUCCCAGGUUUUUGCUGACAUUAUCGUAAUGAAAGGAUGGACAGAGUUUACAAUUAUUUACGAAGGUUCUGAACUUUUGCCUUUUCUGAACAACGUUGUUUCUAUUGAAGAUUUAGGAUCUGGUGAAGAAGUUAGCAUAAAAUUUAUACAGCUGCCAGACGAUGAUGAUUAUCGAUCUCAACUUAAAAAUAUCAAAGCAUCUGGAUCAUUAAACUACGUGGUUAUCUGUCAGCUACAGAAUAUAUUAAAUCUUUUAGAGCAAGCGCAACAUGUUGGCAUAAUGUCCGACGACCAUAGCUAUCUCAUUAUGAAUCCAGACUUUCAAACUAUAGACAUCAGUCCAUUUAAGCAUGGCGGUUCAAAUGUAACAGGUAUUAGGUUUUUCGAUCCUGAACUAAAGGAAAUACAGGAAUUAAUAAUAUCAAUAAAUGAUAAGGUUAAAGAACUAUCGGAAAAUCAAUUGACAGAUGUUAUAGAAGAAAAUGGCCUUUCAUUAAACUUAGCUCUCGUGUACGAUUCGGUGAUGCUCUAUACAUCAGCUAUUAAAGCGAUGGGUUUAGAGGAUGGCGGUAAUAUUACCUGUGAUAGCGAUGAAACUUGGAAUUUGGGUUCAACUAUCAUUAAUUACGUGAGAACAAAUGAAAUCGACGGUUUGACGGGUCUCAUAAAAUUCAAUGAAGAAGGCUUCCGCACCGAUAUAGAAUUGGAAGUCUUUGAAGUUAUGGCUCAUGGCUUUGAAAAGGUAGGGACUUGGAAUUCAGAAGAUGGAUACACGUUGUCAAGAAAAGUCAUACCAGUCGCGGAAGAGGAAGGAACUGAUUCAAUGAAAGGAAAGCAUUUUCUUGUUAUCACUGCCCUGAGUGCUCCUUAUGGAAUGCUAAGGGAAUCAUCUAAAAAGCUCGAGGGAAAUGACCGCUAUGAAGGUUUCGGAAUAGAAAUCAUCGAAGAACUAGCGAAGAUGAAUGAAUUCAACUAUACAUUUGAUAUCCAAGCCGACGGGGUUUACGGAUCGUAUGACGCUAAAAUAGGCAAAUGGACUGGAAUGAUGGAAAAGAUAAUGGAUGGUAGAGCUGAUUUUGCAAUCACCGAUUUAACGAUAACAGCAGCGAGACAAAAGGUUGUAGAUUUUACAAGUCCAUUCAUGAAUUUGGGUAUUACCAUAUUAUACAAAAAGCCUUCAAAGCAACCGCCUGAUUUGUUUUCAUUUAUUUCACCAUUUUCAUAUGCUGUGUGGGGUUAUUUAACAGGCGCGUACGUAGGUGUUUCAGCCCUGCUUUUCCUACUAGGAAGAUUUGCACCAGAAGAAUGGCAGAACCCGUAUCCUUGUAUAGAAGAACCUGAGACUUUGGACAAUCAGUGGACAUUGGCUAACUCAUUCUGGUUCACGCUGGGUAGUGUACUUACUCAGGGAUCAGAAAUAGCACCCAUAGCUUUAUCGACAAGGAUGGCUGGCAGCUUGUGGUGGUUCUUUACACUGAUUAUGGUAUCAUCAUAUACAGCCAACUUGGCUGCCUUUUUGACGGUUGAAUCUAAAUUUUACGCCAUUAAAAAUGUAGCCGAUUUAUCAACCAACCCGUAUGAUAUUACGUAUGGCGCAAAAAAAGGAGGAGCUACUUACGGUUUCUUUAAGGAAUCCGACAACAUACUGUAUCAAAAGAUGUUUCAAUAUAUGGACGCACAUCCAGAGUUGAUGACUCAGACUAACGAAAUUGGGCUCGAAAGGGUGAAAAAUGAGAAUUACGCCUUUUUAAUGGAGUCAACAUCUAUAGAAUACAUGGUUGAGAGAAAUUGCGAUGUAGCUCGAGUAGGCGGCAUGUUAGAUAGUAAGGGAUACGGUAUAGCUAUGAAGAAGAAUUCUCCGUACAGACAGCCAAUGAGCGAAUCGAUAUUGCAACUACAGGAACAAGGUAAAAUAACUAGAAUGAAAGACAAAUGGUGGAAGGAAAAGAGAGGCGGCGGGGCUUGUGCGGAUGACGAUGCAAGUAGCGGCGAUGCUCAACCUUUGGUUCUCGCGAACGUGGGUGGAGUGUUCAUAGUACUAGCUGUGGGAUCCGGCUUAGCGAUCGUCUGCGCUCUCUUUGAAAUGAUCGUAAAUGUAUGGUUUAUAUCAAGAAAGGAGAAGGUUCCAUUCUUAGAAGAGUUGAAAGCCGAAUUGAAGUUCGUGUUCAGCUUCAGCGGAGACGUCAAGCCGGUACGACAUCGUGAAUCAUCUGAUUCGUCCAAAGAUUCCAAGAAAGAAGAUAAAGAAGAUGACGCGGAAUCUCAAGAAGAAAACGAUGUGUCGAACAGAAUACCGACGCCGUCUCAAAGAUCAAGUCAUUCGCGUCACGUGUCACACAGCAGACGUCCAAGCAACGCUUCGUAUAUGGCUAAAGUACGGAAAUCUAGCAAGCCGAAAUAA
Molecule: messenger RNA, 2799 nt
Organism: Danaus chrysippus (African queen)
Lineage: Eukaryota; Metazoa; Arthropoda; Insecta; Lepidoptera; Nymphalidae
Source: the annotation of a GenBank genome assembly